CACUUAAAGUAGGGAGGGAGGAUUAAUUUGGGAUUCAGCCUCUACAGUCGAUACAACUUCUGGACCAUGAAGAAAGGCUUGCCUUGGCGAGGUUAUGAGCGGUUAUUAUGACUAGAAAUCGGAAGAGGACAGAUCACCUAUGAGUAUGAUGAUCAAAGAUAUUUUUAUGGCUUUGUGAAUUGUAAAAACAGGAAGAUAAAGUCGCAGAGUUCUUGCAGCUAGCUAACGGCUUCAGUUAGCAUCCACACUUCCUUAAUGCAAUGAGAGAUUAAGAGCUAGCAGCCUUGAACUUGUGAGUGAAAUGUGAGUAUAUAACGUUAUAACAGGAAUUAUUAAACACCAUAAAUUGCAAACGCUUCCUUUAGUUAUCAAAGUUAAUAUAGUUGUUUGAAUUAUACAUUGUUUUAGCUGUGUUUAAAGCAGCUACGUUAGACUAUGCGGAACUUGAGCUAAGAACGAGAAAGUGAUUUCCAUAGCAACGAGCUAAUUAAAAAAAACCGCACGUACAUUAGCAUUGCUGCUAGCUUAUUUUAAAUUUAUUGUUGGUUUUAUUUUUAAAUUAAUAUCUACACGUUGCAUAAAUACACCGCAUUUUUUUGAGAAAUGUUAGCUUUAAUCAUUUGCUAAGUGAAUUACUUAUUCUUAUUCUCAGUUUACUUUUUUUAGGUCCUGUUAAUAAUUCCUAGCUAAUCUUUGCUAACUAGUCUGGUAAACUAGCUUUUUUUUUUUUUUUUUUUUACCAUUUUAAAAUACCUCAGGUGGAAUAAUUCCUAAAGGCUAUUGUAUUUGGUUAUUAAUUUCCUAGCUAAUUAUUAUUUCCUAGCCAAACUUUGGGAACUAGUUGAGUUUUUUUGUUUUUUUUUUGUUUCUGAAAAUAUUUUCUUUUCAAUGCUUUGUGAAGUCCCUCACUUAAAUACCUCAGCAGAAAGAAUACCUACAGGAUAAAAUAUUUCAUAAUCUUUUCCCCUUUAGUUAUUUAUAUCGUUGUGGGAACGUUGUAUUUUGGUUAGAGCACGCUCAAAUAGGAGAUUUUUAAACUGUGCGAACUUUAAAAUACCAAAAAAGGUUUGAUCUGAGACUAAUCUCCCCUCAGAACCAUAAACGUUCUGGAAACCAGUCCCUGUUAACUUGGUAACUAAGUUAUAUAACUAAGAUAGAUAAAGAUAACUAGGUUAUUAGGUAACACUAUACACUUGUGUUUCUCUGAAUGAAAUAUUCUUCUUGAACAUAAAAAAAAAGAAAAGUACUAGUUUGCAGUACUGACUACAAACUUGAAUGUGUAAAAAGUUUUACAGUUAUCUACUAGUUUGCUGAAAUCUAACGAGACGCCUCAACUCAGGCAAAGUAGACACAGUUCACAACCUUUAUUCUUACACAGUUAACAGUUUUUCUCAUUAAUAUGUGCGAAACAGCACUAGCUCUGUUUGUCUAGUGUCUCAGCAAGCUCUGCUUUACACUUAAACAAAAAAAAAAAAAGGUCCCAAAAAUGCCUGUAGUAUAUUCCAAACUUCCCUCACAGCUGAAGAGGUCUUCAGCAGCCAAGAAAGCGGUUUUACUCCUCGUUGCUGCAUACGGAGUAAAAAGACUCUACCCGUACAUUUCUGAAAGACUUAAAGGACGGACCGAUCCUCGGAAUGGGAGACUGAACGCACAUCAGAAGAACGGGGAGCCGCUGGAGGUCACGGAGAGGCAAAAGAGGAAGAGAAACUCUCCGGCUGUAAACCGAGAAUUCCUUUUGCGCUUGAAGCGGCUCCUGAGCAUCCUUUUCCCUCGGCUUUUCUGCAAAGAGCUGGGUCUGCUGGGCUUCCACUCGAUCGCUCUCAUCUCGCGCACAUUCCUGUCUAUUUACGUCGCCAACUUGGACGGUAAAAUCGUGAAAACCAUCGUGAAGAAAGACCCCCAGGCGUUCGUGUGGGAGUUAACGAAAUGGCUCUUGAUCGCUAUCCCUGCAACGUUUGUAAACAGCACUAUCCGUUAUCUGGAAGGACAGCUAACUCUGGCGUUUCGCACCAGGCUGGUGAACCAUGCCUACGAGCUCUACUUCAGCAACCAGACCUAUUACCGUGUCAGCAACAUGGAUGGCAGGCUGGCCAACCCGGACCAGUCACUGACAGAGGACAUGGUGAUGUUUGCCGGCUCUGUUGCUCAUUUGUACUCCAACCUGACGAAGCCCUGCCUGGACGUAGUGAUGACCUGCUACACGCUGAUCAAAACGGGACAGUCUAAAGGCGCCAACACGACUUGGCCUUCGGUGAUCGCCGGCAUCGUGGUGGCGCUCACCGCCAAAAUCCUGCGGGCGUUUUCGCCGCGCUUCGGCAAGCUGGUCGCAGAGGAGGCCAAGAGGAAAGGGGACCUGAGGUACAUGCACUCGCGCAUCAUUGCCAACUCGGAGGAGAUCGCCUUCUACGGGGGUCACAAGGUGGAGAUGUCGCAGCUGCAGCGGAGCUAUGAGGCGCUGCGUUCGCAAAUCAACCUGAUCCUCUUCAAGCGGCUAUGGUACGUCAUGCUCGAACAGUUCCUCAUGAAGUACCUAUGGAGCGCCUCAGGACUCGUCAUGGUGGCCGUGCCCAUCAUCACCGCCGUGGGGUACUCCACACGUGAUUCCGCGGACGUGAAGCAGGCAGUGAUGGUGAUGAGCGAAGAAGAGAUGGUGAGCGAGCGAACAGAGGCCUUUACCACAGCCAGGAAUCUUUUAAACGCGGGAGCCGAUGCCGUGGAGCGGAUCAUGAGCUCCUACAAGGAGGUGACUGAGCUGGCAGGCUACACAGCACGUGUUUAUGAGAUGUUUGAUGUGUUUGAGGAGGUGCGUGUUGGUGUGUUUCGCCGAUCAGUCGAGGACCCUCAGGGCACAGAGAACCGUGGUGGGUCACGUGAGGUGAAACACGGUAUGAGAUUAGAGGGGCCCUUACACAUUAGAGGUCAAGUGAUUGAUGUGGAACAAGGCAUCAGGUGCGAGAACCUGCCAAUUAUAACACCCACAGGCGAUGUGGUAGCAUCAAGCCUCAACAUCAAGGUGGACGAAGGAAUGCAUCUGUUAAUCACCGGCCCGAACGGCUGCGGUAAAAGCUCUCUGUUUCGGAUUCUGAGCGGCCUGUGGCCCGUGUACAGCGGUGUCCUGUACAAACCUCCGCCACAGCACAUGUUCUACAUCCCACAGAGGCCAUAUAUGUCCGUGGGCACUCUGCGGGAUCAGGUGAUUUACCCCGACACGCAUCAGGAGAUGCAGGAGCGAGGCUUCACUGAUCAGCAGCUUGAGGGAAUCCUGCGCACCGUCAACCUCCUUUAUAUUCUCGAGAGAGAGGGAGGUUGGAAUGCAGAAAGUGACUGGAAGGAUGUUCUGUCUGGAGGAGAGAAGCAGAGAAUGGGCAUGGCCAGGAUGUUCUACCACAAGCCCAAAUACGCUCUCCUGGACGAGUGCACCAGCGCCGUUAGUAUCGACGUUGAGGGCAAAAUCUUUGAAGCCGCAAAGGAUGCCGGGAUCGCGCUUCUCUCGAUCACACACCGUCCAUCUCUGUGGAAGUACCACACCCACCUGCUGCAGUUUGAUGGCGAGGGUGGCUGGCGCUUCGAAAAGCUGGACGCGUCCACUCGGCUCUCGCUGCAGGACGAGAAGCUGCGGCUGGAGACACAGCUCUCAGGGAUCCCCAAAAUGCAGCAGCGUCUGUCUGAACUGUGCAGCAUUCUGGGUGAAAACAGCAGUCUGGUGACCCCCACGGAGAUGGAGGGGGAGCGACGGGGGGAGGAGGAGGAGAGAGAGAGGAAGCAGCAGGAGGAGAGGGAGGAGAGACACGCGCUCCCCGGUGAACAGGGACGAGGCCUUAUGGAGUGAUUUGAUGCCAGGAGACGGAGAUGAUUUCUAAGCCAGCUGUUUGUGUGAGCGUGUCUGUGCGUGUGUGUUUCUGUGUGUGAGAGUGUGUGUGUGUGUGUGUGUGUGUUUGUGUGUGUGUGUUUGUGUGUGUCUGCACGAAUGAGCGGAUUCAUGUACGUGGGUAAAGAAUCUUGGAUCAAAAUUAUUAGCUCUGAUGUGGUCUUUAGGGGCUUCCCUUAACUGUGUUUUCCACAGCAUGUGUGUCUGUAUGUAUGUAUGUAUGUGUGUGUGUGUGUGUGUGCGUGCUUUUAGGGGAAAACCAUGCGGAUGGUGCCAGUUCUUGCAGGUGCAGCAGAGGAUGAAAGCUGUUCAAUCCCAUGUUAUUACAAUUCUCUACAGAAUUUGCACAAACUCUCUGGCACCUUGAAUGUGUGUAUGAGUGUGUGAAAAAGGGUGUGUGAGAAAGAAGAGAAAGGAGGCAUUUGGGAAAGGGCUGUUCUCAGACCAGAGACUGCACUUAUGUUUUGUUGUAUUGUUCAUUUUAAUAAUACAAUGCUGAUUUAUAUAUAUAUAACAUUAGGGAUUACCACUCUGUGCUGUAGGCUUCUUUUCCUGCCUUGUUUUGUACAAAACUUAACAAAAGUUUGAUUUUAUACUCUUGUCAGAAUGAUAACCACCUUACGGUUUUGCUUAGAGUGGUUUGUGAAACUAUGAACCAGGGUUGGCCAAUUUUUUUUUUUAUUUUAGGUAGUUUCCAUCCCCAGUCAUGUAACAUGUGACUGUUAGGGAGGAGAGCAUUAACUGCUAUUAUGUCUUACACAACACCACAAUGAUCUCCAAACAGGCACAUAUGGGCGGAGCUAUAAAUGGUGCAGAUGGUUAAUUGGUCCAGCAAGUGCCAUUAAAUAUCAAACUCCCAGACAUGGAUAGCUUGUCGAAAUAUAGAGAGUGAUAGUGAUGGGAAGUUUAAAUCAUUUCCGUGACUCAGUUCUUUUAAUCUCGUUCAUCAAAAUGAACUAAUCUUUUUUGUCAUUUAAUUCAUUUCGUCAAUUCAUACACAAAUUUUGGCUAGGGUUCCAGUAAUGGAAAUAUUACAAUGCAGCUAAGGACAUAUUAUGAUAAACAGAAGGAGCCGCUCACCUCUCAUAUCUUCUGGUCCGAGUCGUUCUUUCUUUUAAAUCGUUCUAUUGCACAGCAUAACGUCUAUAAGAGUCGCGUGAAAAAGAACGGAUGACUCGGACUAGAAGAGUCAUUGAGAAGAAUCGCUCAAUUCUGUUUCCUGUGUACUGCACUGCAUUGUCUUAUGUGACUAAUGACUAAUUAAGUGAUGAUCUAAUGAACAUCCUGGCGCAGUCGUUUGACAAUCUGUGAAUUUGUGUACCCAUGACAUCAUUUCCAAAAUGCACUUAGUGACAGAACUAGCUCAUUUUAAAAAGCUUGUUUUUUUUUUUUUGUUACUAAGUAUGUUUCAACCUAUUUAGCAAUUAUAGUGAUUUAAUGAUAUCUCAUAUUAUAUAUUUAACCUGUUUUGAUUGGAUUUCUUGAACAAAUUAAGAAAAUAUCGCUGUGACAGCACAUCCACACACUGGUUUAUCCUACAGCCUAAAAUUAUUCUGUUCAUUCAGGACUAAUUAGUCCAACUAACUGCUUGUUUUUGUGAUUAACAAUCAGUCAGUGUUAUAAACCUACUGAUACUUUAAAAAAAAAAAAAACGCACAAAUACCAUGUAUAUCGUGGGAUCGAUGUUACGUUGUCAUAUUUCCCACUUCUACUAUGAAUGAUUUUGUGAACGACAAUAAGGUGUGGAGUGGUGACUCUAUAGGGGGAAAAAAACGGUUACCUUCACAGCCGGGGUAACUGCAGUUCAAUCAGCGAGAGCUGCCUGUAAGGAAGUUUCCUGUCUUUCCUUCGUUUUAUCGUUGCUGUAGCAGUCUGUAGCGAAUUGAUUUAUCCAUAACCGUAGAUGCAUUUCAGUUCUCUUUUAUCACCAGUCUCGGGACUAUGUUAGAUUUACUAGACCUUUAACUUUUUUUUAAAGGCCCUUGUUUAUUCAUAGCGCUGUAAAAACCUGAAGUCUAAUGUUUUUGCACACGUUCAAGUAAAUAGCAUAAAUGCCACCUUGAGCCGGUUAUGCUGUCUGAUAUAUCAGAAAUACUGCAGGUUAAUAUGAUCUUGUAAUAACAGAGAAUUAGAUUAUCUUUUUUUGUAGUUUAUGAAAGUGUCCUUUCCAUUUCACGUUUGAUUUUUUUUUUAAUUUUUUUUUUUUUUUAUCAAAACCUCAUAUUUUGAUGAUUUUUACUUAAUCGGUUGACUGAUGUUUGUUUGUGGCCAAAAAAAAAAAAAUACUUGCUGCUUGAAAAAAAGUUAAAAUGUGCCCAGUAUGUUUAUUAAAUUAUUAAUUAAAUAGUAAAUUAAUUUACCCUAAAAUAACAAGUCAGAUUUUGCACAGACUGCUUUUUUUUACUUAAUUUUAAUGGUUCAGAUGAAUAUUUUCAAGUAGAGCUUGUGUUAAACUUGGCUCUUUCAAAACUAAUAUUUUUUUACAAACGUUAACAUACACAUCUCAAUGCUGUCAGUGAUAAUGAUUUCAUUUGCACAUUUCCCUGCAUGACUUUAGAUUAUUUUUCUAUGUCCAUAAAAUCUAAUAAAUCACAUUGUUUAGAAAUCCA
Molecule: messenger RNA, 6477 nt
Organism: Clarias gariepinus (North African catfish)
Lineage: Eukaryota; Metazoa; Chordata; Actinopteri; Siluriformes; Clariidae
Gene: abcd1
Product: ATP-binding cassette, sub-family D (ALD), member 1
Exons: 10
Coding region: 1487-3829 (780 amino acids)
Biological process (GO): long-chain fatty acid import into peroxisome; very long-chain fatty acid catabolic process; peroxisome organization
Cellular component (GO): peroxisomal membrane
Molecular function (GO): ATP hydrolysis activity; ATP binding; ABC-type transporter activity
Source: RefSeq, a predicted model, not a curated record